This is a messenger RNA of Trichoderma virens Gv29-8, 6275 nucleotides long. RefSeq lists its product as uncharacterized. Gene Ontology annotation, biological process: proteasomal ubiquitin-independent protein catabolic process. The transcript is spliced from 3 exons. NCBI's taxonomy places the organism in Eukaryota, Fungi, Ascomycota, Sordariomycetes, Hypocreales, Hypocreaceae. The record is from RefSeq and is a predicted model, not a curated record. Gene Ontology annotation, cellular component: nucleus; cytosol. Gene Ontology annotation, molecular function: peptidase activator activity; proteasome binding. The coding region runs from base 1 to 5889 and encodes 1962 amino acids.
AUGGACGAAAACAUCGGUCCCAGCCAUGAAGGGCCCGCGGCCGCUUUGUCUGCGAGUGCCGCCUCGCACUUGAUGACCAGCUUCGCCGCCUACGAGCCCAUCUCGCGUGCCACCUCGCCCGGCCUGCCCUUUUCCAAGUCCGACGACGACGACAAGAGGCGAUACCGACAACGAACCUUUGCAUACUUCCGCCAGCUGCCCUUUGAGGUUGAGGAGGAGGCCCAGCGCGAUGCUGCUCUCCACGGCAUCCUCAAGCAGCUGUACAUAUCCAUCCAGGCCGAGGACUUCUCUCCCGGCGCUCUGCACUGGACUAGGGAGCUCCAGGGAUGGCUGAAUCUCAAGUUUGAGAUGACCAGGGACGUCAGGGCCAAACUGGCCAAGCUAUACUACUCCCUGGCCCUGGCUCCCGGCAUAGAUAGCAAUGUUGCGGACAGAUUCGUCCGAAUGGCCGUCAAUCUGACGAGGAAGAAUCACUAUCUGAAGCCCGGCGAAGAUCUGACCCUCGACUGGAGACUGCUCUGGGGAGAGGUCAAAGCAUACGUGCUCCCCUCCGAAGUAGCGGCUCACCAGGCCAGCCGAAGACGAGCUGCCAAGCAGCUCUUGAGGCUGUCUCUCAAUGCACACACGUACUUUGAUCCCAGAGAGAGGUUGGCAAUACUGCAAGAGUUUCUGCCCUACUUCAGCCUCAACGAUUUUCAGAACGCAUUCGUCGUAAUAGGAGCUCUCAACAGCCUCCUGCCCAGCCAUCCUGCCCCGGAGUCAGAUGUGGGAUCGCACCCGGCCGACUUCUUCCCGACUCUCUUCCACUUGUGGUCUUUGGUCAACCGAUCAAAGGUUGUCGAUGUGGCCUUUAUUGACUUGCUCUCUCGGAUAGCGAGGGACCAUAGCAACUGCUCCUACAUCCCCUUUGGAGAGCAUGGCAUUUUCACAAAGGCUCAGUCCGACCUCGUCUUUACGGCAAUUUUGCGGUUGACCCAGAUUCCCGUUGGUCAGGCCAAUUCGCCCUACUCACCCCUCGAUUACCUGUCUGGAACUGGCGUGUAUUUCGAGAAAGACAAGAAAAAGUACCCGAUUGCCUACAUGGUUGCCCGGCUCAUAGUGAGCUCUCUGUCUCCCAUCUGCUGUGAGCACGAUGAGUCCAUCAUGUCGAGCCUAGAAGGCUUGAUAGAGUCUAUCGAUACCUUCUUCCACCCUUCCAACCAGGGCGCGUGGUCAGGUAUGCUUGCCCAGCUAGUUCUGUACUUGACAGACGCCUUUGUGUCCCGGUGGAACCGUGAGCAGAGUUCGGAGCUAGAAGUUCCAAAAGAUCGUAAGAUCAAUGAUGCCUUGAAGAAGCGCUUCGUCAACUCGCUCAAGGAAGUCACUUUUAUGGGCAUUUUCUCCAAGAGCACUCGUGUUGCGCAAAUCUAUAACAAUGCACUACAGGGUCUGGCCUACCUAGAGCCUGAUCUGGUCCUCCCUGGUGCGCUGCAGCGCUUCUACCCGAGUCUUCAAGGCUUGGUUGAGGUUCACAGGACCACCUCUAGUUUGAAUGGCCUGCAAAUGAUUGCAAACGUCAUGUCCAAGCUCAAGGGCUACCGCUGCCACAUUACUGCUCUCUUGGCCCUGGCGCUUCCUGGCAUCGACGCAAAUGACCUGAACAAGACGCAGUAUACCCUGCAUUUCAUCCAGGCCGUGGCUUAUAGCAUUCCCAUCGUUCCACUGACGAGCGGAGAGAGUCAUAUCCACGACACGACUUUGGCCAUGGAAUGGGUGCAAGGAGAGAUGGCCCGCAUGGAACUCGAGGGUCAGAAUGUCAAGAUUGACUACAAUUCCGAACUCACAGACGAGGACGAGGCCAUGAUCUUGAGAUCCUCGACUGCCGGUUUUGGCGAGUUCAUCAUUACGCUCUUGGGCAAAGUCUUCACGUUGCUGGAGAAUCUUCCUGAUGCUAACCAGGUGAGGGGAGGGACACCGGAGGACAGUGUUGUCAAUGCUCUACCCGCCGCCCUUUCGCCUCUGUUCGCAUCAAUGUCGCCGGAUCUCUUCGACAUUACCCUGGAAAAGAUUGCGACGUUUGUUUCAUCGCACGUCGUCCACCAAGCCCGUGAUGCCAUGGCUUGGAUCCUCAACGCCCUCUGCAAGGUCAACCCAGAGAAGACGCUCAAGGUAUUUAUCCCUAUGCUCGUGGUCAAUAUUCGCAACGAGAUCGACCUGAACCACGCAGCUUCCGAUCGCACUAGCGGCACAGACUAUCUGCCCAGAGAUCGAGCCCUGGUGUGGCAUGUCACCAUGCUAGCCAUGGCUGUUGUGCACGUUGGCCGCGAGGUCCUCAAUUACAAGGAGGAACUGCUUGGUAUUGCGCAGUACAUGCAGGAAAAGUGCCGAGGCCUGCCUACUAUUCUUGUCUCAAACUACAUCCAUCAUCUGUUGCUCAACCUGACGCACACAUACCCCAUCGACCAUGCCCUGUACGAACCUGAGGUUCUCGAGAGGGGUCUUGAUGUCACCGACUGGGGAAAGACCACUGCACCGGCUGAUCUUACCAUUAAAUGGCACCAGCCAUCGCCGCCAGAGAUUGAGUUUGCCGUGGAGCUUUUUGCUUCGCAGACCAAGUCAGCAGCGGAGCAGCUGGAGCUUUUGAUAAGCGAUGAUCCGCCCGUGAGUCGAAAGGGCAAGAACAAAGAGUGGUCCGACGAGGUAUCCCGCUUGAUGCAGCAAAUCCGUCUGGUCACCAGCGGCAUGGCUACCAUGUUUGAUCCGAAGAGGGCCUCGGGAGAGACUGCUGAGAAGGAUGGCCAAGGUGACGACGUCAACAUGGAUGUUGAUGAAGAAGAAUCCGAAGAUGUGGGCAUGGACGACGACCCCCUUGCGGAGGUGGCUGAGGAUGAAGAGCUGCGUCCUCAGUACAGGUAUAAGGCAGGAUAUCUGCUUAGUCCAAGUGACCCUGCCUAUGAGCGUAUCCAUGAGUUGCGCGAGCAGCUUGGUCAGCUGUUGACCAAGACACACGCGUUCCUCACCCAAAACGAGGAAGAUGAUGUUGAAUGUUUCACAACAUUGUACAUCGCUUACCGCACAUGGAUCACAGAUGUUGGUAUCGAACGGUCAGCGCACCCAUUGGAAAGACAUUUGCGGCUGUACAAAUGUGACAUUGCUGCCUUCAAGAUCAAGGGCCUGAGAAAGGUUUACCCCCGCCCUCUGCUCAUCAAGCGUGCCGAGGCGUAUCAAAUGCUGCGCAUGAAGCACAAUGCAUCGGCUCGGCAAAAGAGCGAAUUAGACAAGCGGCUGUUGCUAGAUCUUGCACAGUCGUGUCUCUCCUCAUACGCAGAUGUCCGUCGUAUUGCCCAGGGCGCUCAGGAUUCGUCGCUCAAGGUGCUCAUCGGGGGUAAGCCCCUGGUUAUCCCCGUCCUCUUGGAGGGCUUCAAAAAGAGUAUCGAGCAAAACGACCACGACCGGGUCAAGGGAGCCAUGUAUUCCCUGUUUUUCACGUCACUGUUGAGAACGUUGAUCAGAGACUGGAGAUUUGCCCCCGAAGCCUUGCGUCUCUACAUCGAGACGGCUAGUAUGGACAAGCCUUCAAUACAAAGCCUCGGGACAUCAGUUAUAUAUACGCUGGUCGAAUUCGGGAAGCCAUUCGAGAAGACUGUUUUGAUCGACACCUCAUUGGUUGAUACGAUCAAGCCCGACGAAGAUGUUUCAUCGGCAAUUCGCACUCGGAACCAAUUCAUAUUGCAGAGGCGAGACAAAGUGGAAGCCUCCAAGGCGGAACUCGGGCUCUGGCUGACCAAAUUGGCCAAGGGAGCUCACUGGAAGAUAGCGUCCCGGUGUGCCAUUUUUGCAACGAACCUUUGCCUCCGCUUCGACACAAUCGCCCCUGAGGAAUUCGUGGACUUGGUUGCAUACGGUACCAAUGACCCGCAUCCUGGCCUGAGAAACUACUAUCUCUCCGCCUUUACCACGCUUUUCUCGACUAUUGAUAUGCGAGCGGUCUAUGAUCACGAUUUCAACAACUAUCUACAAGAAAAGGAAGUGGAUUAUAGGAAUAAGAUCCAAAUCCCCGUUGAGAAAGGUGACGCCGAGUUCACCCAAAAAUUCCUGGAUGCAUUUGAAGGGUCCCCCGAGGAUGCCGAGUACAUGGUGGACGCCGACCACCCCGGAUGGCUGGUCUGGGGUAAAAGCUUUACCGCGUUCCGUGCUCGUCCGAAGUACUUUGACAACUACGACGACACCGAGCGAGCAGUGCGUGACCACAUUGGCAAGAUUCUGACCAAGGAGUGGGUCUCUCAAUGCUUCGAAUACCUCAAACAGGAGCCUCGAGAUUCUAGUACGGACAGAUUCCGCAUGCACGAGGUUUACCUUCUCAUGCAUGUGUUCGAUCUGAUGCACUAUGGCCGGACGGUCGUCACCCUGGAAGACAUCAAAGAGCUCACCACAGACAUCUACGGGGACGGUAAUGAUAAGCAUCAGCACCGUGCUACUUCGGAGAUUCUUGGUGCGUUACUUGCCGGGUCCAGCGAUGAUCCACCGGAAAUCCGAAACAAGGUGUGGGAGUUUGCCGCGCCCUUCAUGCUCAAGAUCUUUGAGGGGGACCUGACGCCGGAGAAUUUGCAAUACUGGCUGACGUGCCUCCAUCUCAUCCUUGACUCCAAGGACCCGCGCCGGGCUCACGAGAUUGUGGACCACCUCAAAUCAUUCCGUCUCGAUAUGUCGUCCAAUGCCGCCUUCAAGGAGUCUUCCAAGAUCCAGUUGCUCGAAUUUUCCAUCGCUGACGCCGGAUGGCAUUUCCGCAAAGAGAAGCCGCUUUUGGAGGACUUUUUAACUCACAUCGACCACCCUUACAAAGCCGUGCGUGAGGCCAUUGCUCGUGUCAUAUCUACGAUCUAUAAGACGAGGUACUACGAAGCGUUUGAGAACGUGCAGACGCUGCUGGAAGCGAACAAGGAGGCUUCCUCGAUUGGUCUGCGGCCAUACAAAGCCUCGGAUGAAUUUACGGCUACAAUGACGAGCGUGUUUGAUCGGCUCGAGAAGUGGCGCCUUGAGCGAACCCCUGGACAGCAGGAUCAGUCUCCAUACACGUGUGGAUCCAAGACUGUGCUGGUGUGGCUUGAUUGUACAUUGUCAUCUCACGAGUGCACCCAGCUGGUGCCCUUCUUUGCAAUCCCGUUCAUGGAUCAGCUUCUACACAUGAUGGACGUAAAGGAGGAUCCCGAACUCAUGAAACUGGCAUAUCAUGUGUAUCGCCAUCUCCCCAAUAUCCCUUUCCGCGACGGAGAAGAUGCUCAAUUCAUCGAUGGACUAGUCAGAAUUGGCAGAACCGCGUCUAGCUGGCAUCAACGGCUGCGCGCGCUUGUCAAUAUGCAAGUUGUUUACUUCCGCCGCAUCUUCCUGACGGAAGAACCUCAGCGCGAUCUCUUGUUUACCACCGUAUCGGACAUGCUCGGUGACCCCCAGCUCGAGGUCCGAGCAUGCGCAGCAACGACGCUCGCAGGAAUGAUUCGCUGCUCUCCAAGCCGCAUCCGUGACCCCAUGAUUGUGCGCCUCAAGCGUCGCUUCGAGAUUGAACUGGAUCAAAACCCCAUGCCCAAGCGCGGGCCCAAGCUCCCCGGAACAGAAACGCCUGUCGACGUGCACAAGCAAAUCAACAGGAGACACGCCGCCGUCUUGGGCCUAGGUGCUCUUGUUGAGGCCUUCCCGUAUGCGACACCACCUCCCAAGUGGAUGCCGGAGGUGCUGGCGACUGUGGCCCGACGAGCUGCAGGUGAUCCAGGAGUUGUAGGCAAGGCAGCCAAGGGAAUUCUCAGUGAGUUCAAGAAGACGAGACAGGAUAGCUGGACUGUGGAUCAAAAGUAUUUCACUCAGGAGCAGCUAGAGGACUUGGAAGGAGUCUUGUGGAAGAGCUACUUUGCUUGAUCACCUUUAUUUUUUUCUUGUGCGGGUUCUCAGUUCAGAAAAAAGCAUGUAGAGGAGGUCGCUGGGAGUUGUAGACGCAAUAUACUGCAGAUUCAGCAUCGGCAUCGGCAUCGGUCUUUGGGUGAAGGGGACUCUGGGUGGAGCCAAGGAUUCGGAAUAUGGCAUACAAAGCAAAGUGCGGUAUAGGGAUGCGGGUGGACAGGACGCGGAGUCUCGCACUUGGGUAAACCGGGGAUUGGAAGUUCUCCCCUCUGUUAAUAUUUUGACUUUGCGGAGGCAUUGAUGGGAAAGUUUGUGUGGUGAGUUGGACGGAUGAUGGGAUACGAAUAAUGGUGAUGACUAGGUAGUUGUUAGUGUAUGAAAUCAUUAUGAGCAUGCAUUUGUGU